Molecule: messenger RNA, 6656 nt
Organism: Sphaerodactylus townsendi
Lineage: Eukaryota; Metazoa; Chordata; Lepidosauria; Squamata; Sphaerodactylidae
Gene: TTLL11
Product: tubulin tyrosine ligase like 11
Biological process (GO): protein polyglutamylation; microtubule cytoskeleton organization
Cellular component (GO): cilium
Molecular function (GO): tubulin-glutamic acid ligase activity; tubulin binding
Source: RefSeq, a predicted model, not a curated record
AUGGAGCCGCCGCCAGGAACCCCGGCCGAGGCCCAGCCGGAAGCGGAGGAGGCUGCUGCCCAGCCGGCCAAGGCGGUCCCGGCCCCCGCUGCGGCCGCCCGCGGGAAGACGCGAGGCUCGGGCGGGCGGCGAGGCGGAGCCAAGGCGCAACCGCGCCUCCGCCGGACCGUCACCGUGGACAGCUCCAAAGCGCGCACCUCGCUGGAGGCGCUCAAGAGGAGCCUGCGCCAGUUGCGCUGGAGGGAGUUUCCAUUUGGUCGCCGUUUGCCCUGUGACAUCUAUUGGCACGGCGUGUCGUUUCAUGAUAAUGACAUCUUCUCGGGCCAAGUCAACAAAUUUCCAGGCAUGACUGAAAUGGUGCGGAAAAUCACCCUGAGUCGUGCUAUGCGGAUGAUGAAAGACCUGUUCCCUGACGAGUACAACUUUUACCCUCGUUCCUGGAUCCUGCCUGAGGAGUUUACCCACUUUCUCGCAGAGGUUCGUCUGAUGAAGGACAGCAACCCUACCCGGAAGCCCACUUUCAUUGUGAAACCUGAUGGGGGUUGUCAAGGAGAUGGGAUCUACCUCAUUAAAGAACCCAGUGAGGUCCGCCUGAUGGGCAACCUCCAGAGCAGGCCAGCAGUGGUCCAGGAGUACGUCUCCAAACCUCUUCUGAUUGACAAGCUGAAGUUUGAUAUCCGGCUGUAUGUCCUGCUGAAGUCUUUAGAACCCCUCGAGGUCUACAUUGCCAAAGACGGACUCUGCCGGUUUUGCACGGAGCCCUACCAGGAGCCGACCCUCAAGAACCUCCACCAAGUAUUCAUGCACUUGACCAACUAUUCCCUCAACAUCCACAGUGGGAAUUUCGUGCACUCAGACGACAGCAACACAGGCAGCAAGCGGACGUUCUCCAGCAUCCUUUCUAGGCUCUCUUCCAAGGGCAUCGACACCAAGAAGGUCUGGUCUGAUAUAAUUGCGCUAGUGAUUAAGACUGUUAUUGCAAUGGUCCCUGAGUUGAAGGUUUACUAUCAGUCUGACAUACCGGCAGGAAAACCAGGACCAUCUUGUUUCCAGAUUUUAGGGUUUGACAUACUCCUGAUGAAGAAUCUGAAACCAAUUUUGCUCGAAGUGAAUGCCAAUCCCAGCAUGAGAAUUGAGCAUGAAAAAGAGCUUUCUCCAGGAGUUUUUGAGUAUGUCCCAAGCCCUGUCGAUGAAGAAGUCAAGGUGGCCGUGAUCCGGGACACGCUUCGGCUAGUGGAUCCCCAUAAGAAGAGGAAGGAAGAUAAGCUACUUCAGCCCGUGGAGCUUGCAUCCCAGGAGAACCAAGACUUCCCCGAAGAAGAAGCAAUGGACAAAUUGGAGUUGGAGCCCAGCACAGCCCCUGAAAGCAACUUACCCACUGUGUGCCUGAAGCAGGUGUUUCCAAAGUAUUCAAAGCAGUUUAACUGUCUGCGGCUGGUGGAACGGAUUGCUGUUUUGUUCAUCCGCUUUCUGGGCGUCAAAGGCACUACCAAGUUGGGGCCAACGGGUUUCCGGACAUUUGUAAGAAACUGCAAGAUCAGUAAUAGCAGCUUUUGCAUGGCGUCUGCAGACAUACUGUACAUCGACAUCAAUAGAAAGUGGAAUGGCCUUGGAGUGGACCAAAGAGAAUUAGGGAUGAGCCUGCAAGCUUUCGUGGAAGCCUUCUUCUUUUUGGCACAUAGGAGGUACAAAUCUCUCUCCCUCCACGAACAAGUGGAGCUGCUCACCGACUUCUGUGAGUACAACCUGGCUGCACUGGACGAGAAGCGCCUGGCCUGUAGCCGUGGGGUCCCUAGCGGCGCCCGGCCCUGGUCACCUGCCAGCAAGAUCGACUGCAGCUCCGGCCCGCCUCUCCCAUGCCGCCUCGAAACCACAACCCCGUUGCCCAUAAGUUUGUUGAUUAUAGAAGUUCUCGGCCCUGAGGCAGCUGGGCUCACCUCAGAGAAGAGCUUGGGUACGAAAGGCCCACAGCUGGCUGCGUGUGCUGUGGGGGGCGAAACGGGCACCCAAACACCCCACGUCAGGGUCACGGCUUCUUUAGUGUGGCUUGCCUGAUGGAGGCGCCUUCACUACAAUCUGUGCUGCGCAGCAUCCCCCUUGCAAACAAUGACUGUUAGCCACAAGGGUUGGUGAUUUACAACCUCCCCUCGAACAGUCGCUACAGAUUCCUCAUCAAUGAAAGCCAGGCACGCCAGGUGGUUGCUGGAGAAUCGCCUCACUGAAAAGAUCCAAGCCUGAAUCCUGCCUUGCUGAAGGCCUUCUGGCCUGGGAGAAAACAGCUGUCGUGCUUGGUUUGGAGGGAGGAGAUUGGGGGGGUGGGGGGGCGGAGAUGGGAAAAUUGUGCAUAGAGUUGCCACUGGUAAGAGCAGAGGAUAUUGAUUUUGGUAAACUAAAAUCCUACAUAUAUAUUUCGGUUGCCUUGUGCAGUCUCAUUUCAUUCUGAUUGGGCAGAAGGGGGCAGAACCACAGCCCCACACUUCUGGCAUGCUGUCGCUUUGCAUGCAGCAUGUCCCCUGGUUCAGUUCCCGGCACUUCCAGAUAAAGGUUCUUAGGUUGCAGAUGCUGGUGUUACCUGAAUUACUCUGGCCUGUUCCCUUUUAGUUGAAGAAAUUAUCUAGAAAUAGACCUGCAAUGCAAGAGGCGGAUAGGAGAUCCACAUGAAUAUAUACAGAAGUUUGUGCCCCAAAACACGCCACUGAGAAACCAGAAUUGAAGAAGGGUUAUAUUGAUGGAUUAAAAAUAACAAAAAUACACAUACAAGUUGCAUACUCACACAUAAAAUUUUGAGAAGCCAAGGGCAGGGGUGUCCAACUCUGGCACUUCAGAUGUUCAUGGACUACAAUUCCCAUCAGCCUCUGCAUGAUUGAUAGGGGGAAUAGGCAAGGUCAUUGAAGGAAGAGCAGUAUUUACCAAUCCAUAAGAAACCUGAGGAAGCGAGAGACAGUGACCAACACUCCUCACAGGAAAUGAUGUUGGACACCAGGAGAGAAUUCUUUCUUUCUUUCUUUCUUUCUCUCUUUCUCUCUUUCUCUCUUUCUUUCUCUCUUUCUCUCUUUCUCUCUCUCUCUCUCUCAGGAGAAGAUGGUGCUCACGGUGACAGAAAGCAACUCCACAACACAUCAAGUGUUUUGCUAGGCUGGAUUUGCCCUUGGAGCGAGCAUUAGACAAACAUUUCAAAUUUGGACUUUAUUUUUAGCCUGUUUCUCGCUUUCCGAAGCAUGUCCAAUUUGCCUUUGGUUUGAGCUGACAAUAGAAUCUCCGUGGAAUCAGCAGUUCCUUAGCACACAGAAUCCAAAGUCAGUUUCUUUCUGUAAGUGGAAAAUUGCUCUUCUUAUCAGACUGCCAGUAAAUAUAGGUCUGCUCUGGCCUGGGGGAAGUUUGGAAUGGCAGUGGUGGUUCAUCCCUUUUUACAGGAAGCCCCCCCUUGUGCCCCCCCAACUCCCUUAGGCUUGAUCUAAGCAUGCCACUGGUAAAAGAAAAGGAUUUUCCUGCAGGGCUUUCCACUUGCACAGUUGCUUGUUUAAAUUGGGCUAUUACUUGCACAAAGCAGCUAUGUGGCACACAUAGUUCAUUUGGUAUGGGUAGCGCCCUGGCCAAACAAGAUGCCACGCCAAAUGUAGUCUUACAAGUCCCAGAGGGGAUCUUUUUGGUUUGUUCUGCUUCAUCCAUUAUCCAUUCUAAACCAGGCUUAGUUUCAAAGACUAAAAUGUUAACCAUGAGACUGUCACAGCCUGCUAAAAAGCAUGAACACUGGUUGAGGCCCAGCAAAGAACUUAGAUGGUUCAGUCUAAUAGCAUAAGCUUUCUAAGAACAUAAGAAAGAGCCUGCUGGAUCAGACCAGAAUCCAUCUAGUCCAGCGCUCUGCUACUUGCAGUGGCCCACCAGAUACCUUUGGGAUACUCACAUGCAGAUACCUUUGGGAGCUCACAUGCAGGAUGUGAAAGCAAUGGCCUUCUGCUGCUGCUGCUGCUACUGCUCCUGAGCACCUGGUCUGCUAAGGCAUUUGCAAUCCCCAGCUUCCUCCUCUGUAACUCUGCAAGCAUUGGCAAUGCGUUCCUUCCACCCAUUCUUAAUUGAAUACUUUGAACUGUCUAAUCCUUUAUAGCAGAAUUCAGGCUGCAAAGAUAUUACGUAAUUGUGCUUAUAAAACCAGUGUGUAUUUUUGGAACAUGGUUUUGGAGGAGAAAGCUAGCCUGUCAUUCCAAAACAUGUGCAGUGGGUCAGGGAAAACCUUUCUAUCUCAUAUGAUAGUGGUGUGUAUUCCCCCUACCCUCACAUCUUUAACAACCAUUGAACACAGAAAUUAAUAAAGCUUUUUUUUCUUCAUAACAGUAAAAACUUUACCUGUUGAAUUUCUCCAGUUCAGACUGCCAUUGAAAGCCCAGGGGGAUAAUGAAGCAAACCUUGGUCAUUUGCUUGUGAAGUUGUCCCACAGUUUUGAUUGGGAAUCAUGCAAGCGCAACUGCUGAGCAUGCCAAGAAAUUAGCAAGCGUUCGUGCAAAGUAGGAUGUAUAAUAUGUGCUGGCAAUUACUGUAAUUAGAUCAGGUUGUUAAUUGGUACCUAGAAGAAGGAGGCAUAGGAAAAGGAGCCUCCUUUUAUAGUGUCAUCAGUGGCGGGGUGAGGAGGAGAGGGUAAUUAUUAGGAAUGCCAGAUCCCAUACUGGAUUCGGUUAGAAGUUGUGGUUAGAGGAAGGAGAAUUUCAUGUGGUUUAGCUUUUUUGUUAGUGAAAGCUGUGGAAGGACCAGUUGAGACAGCUUGCCGUUUUCCCUUCAGUACAACUUUUCAGUGACAUGAGAGCCGUGGCAGUGACAGUUUAGUUUAAGGGUGGAGGCACAAAGUGCCCCCCACAGAGGAUGAUUUUGGUGCCUACUUUUCAGGAGGUUUCCCCUAUCAUCUAAGGACACUGGGGAGGGUAGAGGGAUAGAAACAUGAGCAGCCCCUCCAGGUGUAUUGGGGAGGGGGGAAUGGCACCUGGGGACAACACCUGCUCUGGGUGCCCCCCCCCACACUCAGGGGCGGGACUCGGGGGCGGGGGCAGCUCGGACGGGCACCACAGUGGCAGCAGGCCAGCAGUGCCCCCGAACCCCGCCCUUGAGGGCCUGGAGAGGGAAGGAGGCAACUCGGACGGGUGCCACAGCAGUAGCUGGCUCCUGGCAGCAGGCCGACUCUGUCUUUAGGUGCUUCACUGCGCCAACCCAGCUCUUCCUGGAAUAAGUCACUCGUGGCCCAUAAUAGAUGGUUGAUUAUCAACACUCUUUAGCCAGCUUUGCACCUGUCCCAAUUUGUACCUGUCCCAUUUUGCUGCUAGGCCUGAAUCACAUGUGGAAAAGUGUAUGAAUGAUCAGGAAUGUGCAACAGAAGAUGACUCCCUCUUUAAAAGUCCCAUUUCAUGUUUACUUUAAGGGUGAGCAGGGAUCACCUGGCUGUCAGUAUGGGUCUAGAGGUACUCUUAUUUACAGGAAGAUACUACUUUUUACCUGAUUCUUUAAGACAUGAGUAUACUUUAAAAAUGUAGGAAUGGGCAGAAAUGUUUAUUACACUCUGUUUAAAAUUUAGUUGAGCUGCUAAAAAUGAGUUUAAAUAAGUCAGGGCCUGCGUCCAGCUGCUAUCUAUCUCUGCUCUAGAGAAAACCACGAUGCUUCUGGUUUGCACUCCUUUUAAAGAUGCUUCAUCAGUAUCUUUCUGAGGAGGUGUCUCAUAUGGUUCCUUACUGUGCAGAAUUCAGAUUUUGCAGUAGGAAUAAAUAUAUAACAGGGGCUGAUGCGGUGCAUCCCAAGAUGAACAUGAGAGAAUUCUUGAGUGUCUCGACUUGUGGUUUGUGUUCUUAAAAGCAAGCUGCUGGCCCUCCCAACUGAGAAUUUACCCUAGAAAAUGUGUGGGGAAUCCCAGCAAAAUCCCAGCAUAAUAAUACAUGUAAUCCAUAUUUAUUUAUUAAAAUAUUUCUAUUCUGCUUUUACUCUUGGCUGAAGGCAGCUGUGGAAAAAAAGCAAAACCUACACUGAUUGGAAUGUCCUCACUGUUCUUGUGUGACCUCUCUGAUGAUAAUAUAUCCAUAUGUGGCGUGAACAUCUUGAGAAAGUACUGGAACUCAGUGUUGUGUGUGAAAGCAAGCACUGAUAUGAACUCGGCAAAGACUGAUGGCAAACAUUCUGGAAUGUUUAAAUAUUCACUGAAUAUUUGCCAGUCUGUAGUUGAUAUCUGAUGAUAUUUCAUUUCUGGGUUUGAUGACAGCUGAAAUUGGACUGUAUUUGAUGGUUGGUAGGCAAUGAGAUUUAGUAUCUGUCAGCAACUGAUAAAUAACAAACCACAGGGGCUUUACAUUUGUCAAGUUAUGAGAGUCCAGCUUGGGUGCUUUGAUUUGUGCAAGCAAUCCCGGGAUGCCAACAAAUCUGAAGCACUCAGAUUUCAAAAUAAAACAUUCACAUUUGUGAUGUGGGUUCAUGUUUUUGCAUCUGGAACUUGAUGUGUGUUCAAACUGAAUUUUCUUUUUGUGAGAUCAGAACAUUCACGGAUGUUUGCUUCUGCUUGAAGUGCUGCUAUCCAGCCUGUUGAUCAAGCAUGGAAUAAAACACCAUUGUUAGGCCUUUGAGCACCAGCAUGGAAAUAUGUAUCUUUAAAUCCCCCACAGACUGCAUUAAAGUUGCCUUUCACUCUC